This is a messenger RNA of Carcharodon carcharias (great white shark), 767 nucleotides long. RefSeq lists its product as uncharacterized. The coding region runs from base 1 to 717 and encodes 238 amino acids. The record is from RefSeq and is a predicted model, not a curated record. Lineage: Eukaryota; Metazoa; Chordata; Chondrichthyes; Lamniformes; Lamnidae. The transcript has 4 exons.
AUGUCUCUGAACAUCACCGAUUUGGUAUUUUUUGACCAGGCAAGUUUUAGAAAUUUUAAAAAACCACAGAAGCAGGCGCAAGAUGAUGUAAGUUCUGCAAUUGUUAUUCCAGUCAUCGGUUCACAAGUUAAUUCAAUUAGCAGGCAACCUAAGAGCAAAAGACAUUCCACAGCCCCACCAUUUAUUACUAAAAGUAAGGGAGAUGAUGCCGAGAAACCCGAACGACCUAGUUCAGCGGGCAUUAGGGUUAACGUCUUUGUUUCUGCAUACGCUGACGAAAUCGAGCACAUGCAUUAUUUUGAGAAACUGAAAAAUGCUGCCCCUUUGUUGCUGACCAACAUUGAUGGGAUGAUUCUUCACUGCAAAAUUGCUGGAAUCCCAUUCCCCCGGGGCCUUGAGAACAUCUUGAACUACAGCUGGAGUGAUUUAAUCAAGGAGGUGUCCUACAGCAGGAAGAGAUGGCCAACUGCAGCCUGCCAAUACACUUGUGAGCCGAGGAAAGCCUUGCAGAAAACGACACAGAGCGCUAGUCUGUCACCUGACAGCAUUGAAACUGAGAACAUCAAAAGCAGAUCCAAAUCCACGUUGAUUACAGAGGAGGUGAAAGAAGAAGUAACUAUGAGGAUGGAGCGGGAACCCAUUUCAAUUAAUUCAGUCAAGCGGCACUUCCUCAGGGCAGGGGCCAAAAAAAGAAGUACUCUGAUCAACAUCAAGUAAAACGGCAUUUGUACAUCGUUGUGCCCUUUGGGACUUGUCUAUUCUGUUGG